Clupea harengus (Atlantic herring) is the source of this 2247-nucleotide messenger RNA. It is a transcript of the gene krt8, whose product is annotated as keratin 8. NCBI's taxonomy places the organism in Eukaryota, Metazoa, Chordata, Actinopteri, Clupeiformes, Clupeidae. Gene Ontology annotation, biological process: intermediate filament organization; keratinization. Gene Ontology annotation, cellular component: keratin filament. The record is from RefSeq and is a predicted model, not a curated record. Gene Ontology annotation, molecular function: structural constituent of skin epidermis.
AGGAAAGUCUGAAGGUCUUUCUAUCUGCUCGGGUUACUCCAGUACAGAGUCAGGCAAACCCACUCCCCCCUUCGCUCUCUGUCUCAACGCGGCCUCCACAAUGUCCUACACAAAAUCCAGCUACAAAGUCUCGUCGUCCUCCUCCGGGACGGCUCCCCGGAGUUUCAGCAGCCGGUCCUACGCCGGACCCAGCCAGGCGAGGCAGAGCUACAGCGUGCGCAGCUCCUAUGGACAACCUGGCAUGGGAGGUGGGAUGGGUGGAGGUGGAGGUGGCUACAUCUCCAGCUCCUCUGUCUACGGCCUGGGCUCCAGCAUGGGGGGCGGCAUGGGCAUGGGGGGCGGCAUGGGCAUGGGUAUGGGCAUGGGCAUGGGUGGCGGUAAUGUGGCCCCCAUCACAGCUGUCCAGGUAAACAAGAGCCUUCUGGCGCCCCUCAACCUGGAGAUCGACCCCAACAUCCAGGUUGUCCGCACUCAGGAGAAGGAGCAGAUUAAGACCCUCAACAACCGCUUUGCCUCCUUCAUCGACAAGGUCCGCUUCCUGGAACAGCAGAACAAAAUGCUGGAGACCAAAUGGAACCUGAUGCAGGGGCAGACCACCGCCCGAUCCAACAUCGACUCCAUGUUUGAGGCCUACAUCACCAACCUACGCAGACAGCUCGACAGCCUGGGCAAUGACAAGAUGAAGCUGGAGGCUGAUCUUCACAACAUGCAGGGCUUGGUUGAGGACUUCAAGAACAAGUAUGAGGAUGAAAUCAACAAGCGCACAGAAUGUGAGAAUGACUUUGUUCUCAUCAAGAAGGAUGUCGAUGAGGCCUACAUGAACAAGGUGGAGCUGGAGGCCAAGCUGGAGAGCCUGACAGAUGAGAUCAACUUCCUCAGGCAGAUCUAUGAGGAGGAGAUCCGUGAGCUUCAGGCUCAGAUCAAAGAUACCUCCGUUGUGGUCGAGAUGGACAACAGCCGUAACCUGGACAUGGAUUCCAUCGUUGCUGAAGUGCGUGCCCAGUAUGAAGACAUCGCCAACCGCAGCCGGGCUGAGGCUGAGACGUGGUACAAGAGCAAGUACGAGGAGAUGCAGACAUCUGCCAGCAAAUAUGGUGACGACCUCAGAUCAACAAAGACAGAGAUUGCUGACCUCAAUCGCAUGAUCCAGAGGCUGCAGUCAGAGAUUGAUCAAGUCAAAGGACAGCGUGCCAACCUGGAGAACCAGAUUGCCGAGGCUGAGGAGCGCGGUGAGAUGGCUGUGAGAGACGCUAAAGGCCGCAUCAAGGACCUGGAGGACGCCCUCCAGAGAGCCAAGCAGGACAUGGCCCGCCAGAUCCGAGAGUACCAGGACCUGAUGAACGUCAAACUGGCCCUCGACAUUGAGAUCGCCACCUACAGAAAACUGCUGGAGGGAGAGGAGGACAGACUGGCAACCGGAAUUCAGAGCAUCAACAUCUCUAAACAGAGCACAAGCUACAGCUCAUUUCCAAUGGAGAGUGCUAGUAGUGGACACAGCAACUACUCCAGCGGCUACUCAAGCAGAUAUGGUGGUGGUAGUGGUGGCUACAGCUCUGGCGGUGGCUACAGCUCUGGCGGUGGUUUCAGCUCUGGCGGUGGCUACAGCUCUGGCGGUGGUGGUGGCCUCAGCUCUGGUGGUGGCUUCAGCUCUGGAAGUGGCUAUGGCGACAGCAGUAUCACUCAGAGCAAGAAGAGUGUCGUCAUUAAAAUGAUUGAGACCAAGGAUGGCAAAGUGGUGUCCGAGUCCUCCGAGGUCGUCCAGGAUUGAGCAGUUAGCCCCUAACAUUUUCCCCAGUAAUGUUGCUUUUUCACUCACUCCCUUUUCUUACCAUUCAACACUGUUACAUACCAAGUUUAAAGUCAAGUAUACUUUCACAAACCAGGUUGUAAUGAAGUAAGCCUAACUCUGACCAAAGAUUUAAAGGGACCAAACAUGUUAUCCCGCACAGUGCCUUACGCUCAGCUAAGCAUCUUUACUAAAGACAGCUCAAAGAUAAAUACCAGAACAAUACUGUGUGUAAACAUUCUUGCACAAACCUGUGAAGCACAGAACUGGUCUUUGUCUUUGGCAAGGAAGAGCUCAAUAUGUAGAGUUUGCAGAGGUGGCCAUGGCCAUGAUGUGUGUUGGUUCCAGUCUUCUUUCUGUGCCUUGGCAGAUGCAAAGUAAAAACUGCCCUUCAUAGUUCGGUGAAUGCUGUUCUCUGAGGAGGUGUAUUUUUUACCAAAAAUAAAUGUUUACUUAGAGUA